AGAUUAGGGUUGUGAUUGUGAUCCCUCGCUUUGAGAAUAAUAAGAGGAGGGAAUGGUAAACUCAUAGACAACGCUACUUCCUACUUCAUCCCUCCACCGCACCACAGCCACAGUCUCCGACCGUCCAUGGCGCUUUUGAGGUCGUCACCGUCUCUCAAUAUCCGCAUCCUCUUCGCACGUCGCUUCUUCUCCUCUUGCUCAUCCUCCUCCUGCUCCUUCCGCUAUCCCGCACCUUCCUCUUUCUCAUUCUCCUCCUCCCUCAGCCCCUGUCACAGCCCCCGCUUAUUCUUCCGACCGAGAACUUUUGGCUUCCGGCCUCCGAUUAAUGGCGUGGCAGUGCGGGCGUUCAAAUCGUCGAGCUUGGCUUCGGAGGCGCUCCAGGAGAAAGCCAAUCAAAACUACGGUUCUGAGCAGAUUCAGGUUUUAGAAGGUCUUGAUCCAGUCAGGAAGAGACCUGGAAUGUAUAUUGGGAGCACAGGACCCCGUGGCUUGCAUCAUUUGGUAUAUGAAAUACUAGACAACUCUAUUGAUGAAGCACAAGCAGGAUAUGCAUCAAAAAUUGAUGUAAUUUUGCACGAGGAUAAUUCUGUGAGCAUCAAGGAUAAUGGCAGAGGGAUUCCUACGGAUGUACAUCCUGCCACAAAGAAGUCCUCAUUAGAGACUGUUUUGACGGUCUUACAUGCAGGGGGCAAAUUUGGUGGUUCAAGUAGUGGUUAUAGUGUUUCUGGUGGAUUGCACGGUGUUGGUUUGUCUGUUGUCAAUGCUUUAUCUGAGGCACUUGAGAUUACAGUAUGGCGUGAUGGAAAGGAAUGCCAGCAAAAAUAUGCUCGUGGGAAGCCAGUUACUAUUUUAACAUGUCAUCCACUGCCAGCAGAAUCAAGUACUCAGACGGGGACGUCUAUACGGUUUUGGCCUGAUAGCGAUGUAUUCACCACUUCCAAGGACUUUGAUUUCAAUACAAUCGCUGGACGAAUCCGGGAACUUGCUUUCUUAAACCCUAGGCUUCGAAUUACAUUGAAAAAGGAGAGCGACUCAAAUGAACAGUUCAAUGAAUAUUCCUAUGCAGGUGGCUUGGUGGAAUAUGUCGAAUGGCUAAACACUGACAAGAAACCUAUUCAUGACACUGUUGCUUUUAAAGAAGAAACUGCUGGAAUUACAGUUGAUGUAGCACUUCAGUGGUGUGCUGAUUCGUAUAGCGAUACAAUUCUUGGUUAUGCUAACAGCAUCCGCACAAUUGAUGGUGGAACCCAUAUAGAUGGGUUGAAAGCUUCAUUAACAAGAACUAUGAACAACCUGGGAAAGAAGUCUAAGCUUACCAAGGAUAAGGAUAUUAUUAACUUAAGUGGAGAACACGUAAGGGAAGGAUUAACAUGCAUUAUCUCUGUAAAGGUUCCAAAUCCAGAAUUUGAAGGACAAACAAAGACAAGGCUUGGGAAUCCUGAUGUACGAAGAGUUGUUGAACAGUGUGUUCAAGAGAAUCUUACCGAGUACCUAGAGUUGCAUCCAGAUGUUCUCGACUCGAUUUUGUCUAAAGCUCUGAACGCUUUGAAGGCAGCAAUGGCAGCAAAAAGAGCUAGAGAAUUGGUCAGGGCAAAAAGUGUGUUGAAAUCUUCUUCCCUUCCUGGAAAAUUAGCUGAUUGUUCAGCUACUAAUCCUGAAGAAUCUGAGAUCUUCAUAGUUGAAGGCGAUUCGGCUGGCGGCAGCGCAAAGCAAGGUCGUGACCGGAGGUUCCAGGCUAUUUUGCCCUUGCGAGGUAAAAUCCUGAAUAUUGAGAGAAAGGAUGAAGCAGCUAUAUACAAGAAUGAAGAAAUUCAAAAUCUUAUUCUUGGGCUUGGGCUUGGAGUGAAGGGAGAGGAUUUUAAGAAAGAUGGUCUUAGAUAUCAUAAGAUUAUCAUUCUGACUGAUGCGGAUGUGGAUGGCGCUCAUAUACGAACACUCCUCCUAACAUUUUUCUAUAGAUACCAGAAAGCACUCUUUGAUGAAGGUUACAUCUAUGUGGGCGUCCCUCCACUCUACAAGGUCGAGCGUGGAAAACAUGCACACUAUUGCUACAAUGACGCAGAGCUUAAACUCCUAAAGAAUUCCUUCCCUUCCAAUGCUUCCUACAAUAUCCAAAGAUUCAAAGGAUUGGGAGAGAUGAUGCCGGCACAACUCUGGGAAACUACACUAGAUCCAGAGACGAGGCUACUGAAGCAGCUGACAGUGGAAGAUGCUGCCGAAGCUAAUGUUGUGUUCUCCUCACUCAUGGGUGCUCGAGUUGAUUAUAGGAAGGAACUGAUACAGAACGCUGCAAGGUCGAUAAAUUUGGAGCAUCUUGACAUCUGAGGAUGAUUCAGAUUGACUUAUGUGUAGCCUGAAGGCGACUGCUAUUUCUAUGAUCUAGUUGUUCAGUUGGCUUCUUAAGUGAUGUUCUUACUGGGAAGACAGCAACCAGAGAUUGAAUACUGAUUUAUAGGCAGAAUACUCUAGGUAGGAUCAGUAUGUUCUUGGUAAAUUGUUCUAUUUUUCUCUUCAUUUGUUCUCAUUAUAGGCACUAGGAUCAGCAUUUAAAAAAAAAAAAUGGAUGAAGUUCAUCAUAUUGACACUUCUUUUGGUUCUUACAAUGUUUUUAAAUUUAGACCAGGUCGAUCGAACCAUGAAUUGGAAUCAUUGUAAGCACAAGUUCAAGAGUGAUGAUCUAUGACUAAGAUUAUAACGUAGUCCAUCUUUGCUUCGCUUCCAA
This is a messenger RNA of Zingiber officinale, 2722 nucleotides long. Its product is annotated as DNA gyrase subunit B, chloroplastic/mitochondrial-like. Gene Ontology annotation, molecular function: ATP binding; DNA topoisomerase type II (double strand cut, ATP-hydrolyzing) activity; DNA binding. Gene Ontology annotation, biological process: DNA topological change. Lineage: Eukaryota; Viridiplantae; Streptophyta; Magnoliopsida; Zingiberales; Zingiberaceae. The transcript has 21 exons. The coding region runs from base 127 to 2325 and encodes 732 amino acids. The record is from RefSeq and is a predicted model, not a curated record. Gene Ontology annotation, cellular component: chromosome.